Molecule: messenger RNA, 1710 nt
Organism: Trichoderma gamsii
Lineage: Eukaryota; Fungi; Ascomycota; Sordariomycetes; Hypocreales; Hypocreaceae
Product: MFS transporter, SP family, sugar:H+ symporter
Exons: 4
Coding region: 1-1710 (569 amino acids)
Biological process (GO): carbohydrate transport; transmembrane transport
Cellular component (GO): membrane
Molecular function (GO): carbohydrate:proton symporter activity
Source: RefSeq, a predicted model, not a curated record
AUGUCGUCAAAUCCAGCAGAUGGCGCUGCGUUGCAGCCCACAAAGGGCGUGUUUCGCCAACUUCGCGAUAAUCCCUAUGUAUUUGGCCUGUCAGCCUUUGCAUCUCUUGGUGGUUUCCUCUUCGGAUAUGACCAGGGCGUCGUCUCAGGCGUCCUGGGGAUGGAGAACUUUGGCGCACUCUUCCCCAGAAUCUAUCUCGACAGCGGUUUCAAGGGCUGGUUCGUCUCUACGCUGCUCCUAACGGCAUGGUUUGGCUCGUUGGCCAAUGGACCGAUUGCGGACCGCUUUGGCAGAAAGGGCUCGAUGCUGGCUGCUGUCGUCGUUUUCCUUCUUGGAUCCUCACUGCAGGCUGGCGCAAGCACCAUUGGUAUGCUGUUUGGUGGACGAGCUGUUGCCGGUCUGGCAGUUGGUAUGCUCACAAUGAUUGUCCCCAUGUACAUGUCCGAGGUCUCUACCGCAGGCAUUCGAGGGACCCUCGUGGUACUGCAGCAGUUGAGCAUUACUCUCGGUAUCCUCGUCAGCUAUUGGCUCGAAUACGGCACCCAGUACAUCGGCGGCACUCGCUGCGCCCCCGAUAUCCCUUACACAGGAGGCACGUCUGAUAAGCCGACUUUCGAUCCCGCACACGACGUCGGCCCCAAUGGCUGCACCGGCCAAAGCCAAGCCGCCUGGAGAAUCCCAUUUGCCCUGCAGAUUGUGCCGGCCCUCGUGCUCGGCAUCGGAAUGAUCUUUUAUCCAGAGUCGCCUCGCUUCCAUCUCAUGCGAAAGAACGAAGAAGCAGCUCUCCGCUCAUUGGCUCGUCUUCGCCGCGUCCAUCCUGAUUCCGAGUCGCUGAGAGAGGAGUAUCUCUCCAUCAAGGCCGAGGUCUUGUUCGAUGAAGCUCAUUCUAAGGCACAGUACCCUGGUAAGAGCGGUGUUAGCCUUUACUUUGCUGAAUACUACGGUCUAUUGUCAAGCUGGCCCAGCUUCAAGCGUGUCUUUAUCGGCAGCGCCAUCAUGUUCUUGCAGCAGUUCCAAGGAUGCAACGCCCUCAUCUACUAUGCGCCGACUAUCUUUGCGCAGCUGGGACUCUCCGGAAACACCACCUCUCUUCUCGCAACUGGCGUAUACGGCAUUGUAAAUACUUUGAGCACCCUGCCCGCUCUCUUCCUCAUCGAUCGAGUCGGACGACGGCCAUUGCUCAUGUGCGGUGCCACGGGCACAUUCAUCUCGCUCAUCAUCGUCGGUGCCAUCGUCGGAAAGUACGGUUCUGCUCUCGCCGACCAUCCUUCGGCCGGAUGGGUUGGCAUCGCCUUCAUCUACAUCUACGACAUCAACUUCUCAUACUCGUUUGCGCCCAUCGGAUGGGUCUACCCGUCGGAAAUCUUCAACCUGGGCAGCCGAUCCAAGGCCAUGGCCAUCACCACCAGCGCGACCUGGAUGUGCAACUUCAUCAUCGGAUUGGUGACGCCGGAUAUGCUCGAGACCCUUAAAUGGGGUACAUACAUCUUCUUUGCGGCCUUUUGCUUGAUCGGUCUGGUGUUUACGUACUUUUGCGUGCCCGAGACCAAGGGACGAACCUUGGAGGACAUGGAUCGUGUGUUUGGUGACGAUGCUGCUACACAGGAAAAGGAAAGGCUGUUCCAAAUUGCGGCCUCUUUGGGCCUCACAACGACGAUUCCCUCAGAAAAGGCUGAGGCGAUGACAGCUGAGGCCAAGGAAUACGUUUAG